Molecule: messenger RNA, 369 nt
Organism: Nematocida major
Lineage: Eukaryota; Fungi; Microsporidia
Product: small subunit ribosomal protein S17e
Exons: 1
Coding region: 1-369 (122 amino acids)
Biological process (GO): translation
Cellular component (GO): ribosome
Molecular function (GO): structural constituent of ribosome
Source: RefSeq, a predicted model, not a curated record
AUGGGAAGAGUCAGUUCUAAGCUUAUAAAAAACGCAUCCAAGCAGUUUGUAGAAAAGCACUACGGAAACCUCACGCUAGACUUCUACGAGAACCGGGACGUGCUUGAAUCCUCGUCAAUUAUCAAGGGAAAGAAGGUGCGAAACAAGAUAGCAGGAUACGCAACCAGACUUAUGAAGAGAAUACGAUACGAGAAGGUCAAGGGUGUUUCUAUCAGAGCCCAGGAAGAGGAGAGAGAAAGAAGAGACAACUUCGUGCCUUCAGAAAGUAUUAUUGAUGUCGAGCGAAUAGAAGUGGACAGCGUGACCAUGGCUAUGAUAAAGGAGGUUGGCCUGACCGGAAGCUUCUUUGUUCCAUCUCUCGAGGAAUAA